Messenger RNA from Apaloderma vittatum (bar-tailed trogon), 1516 nucleotides. RefSeq names its product collagen alpha-1(IV) chain. The record is from RefSeq and is a predicted model, not a curated record. The transcript is spliced from 5 exons. The annotation marks the transcript as partial. Gene Ontology annotation, cellular component: collagen trimer. NCBI's taxonomy places the organism in Eukaryota, Metazoa, Chordata, Aves, Trogoniformes, Trogonidae. Gene Ontology annotation, molecular function: extracellular matrix structural constituent.
GUUCACGAGGAGUACAGGGACCUCCUGGUCCUGAUGGCUUACAAGGCCCACCUGGUCCUCCUGGAACAGCUUCUGUUGCUCAUGGAUUCCUUAUAACUCGGCACAGCCAGACCAGGGAUACACCACUAUGUCCACAAGGAACAUCAAGAAUAUAUGAUGGAUUCUCUCUUCUGUAUGUGCAAGGAAAUGAGCGAGCACAUGGUCAGGAUUUGGGUACUGCUGGGAGCUGUCUUAGACGUUUCAGCACCAUGCCCUUCAUGUUCUGCAACAUCAACAAUGUCUGUAAUUUUGCAUCAAGGAAUGACUAUUCCUACUGGCUAUCAACUCCAGAGCCAAUGCCAAUGAACAUGGAGCCACUGACUGGGCAGGGCAUACAGCCAUUCAUUAGCCGAUGUGUUGUGUGUGAAGCUCCUGCUAUGGUGAUAGCUGUCCACAGUCAGACCAUUCAGAUUCCUUUGUGUCCUCCAGGCUGGGACUCCCUUUGGAUCGGUUACUCUUUCAUGAUGCACACUAGUGCUGGAGCAGAAGGUUCUGGACAGGCCUUGGCAUCGCCUGGCUCCUGUUUAGAAGAAUUCCGCUCAGCUCCAUUUAUUGAGUGCCAUGGUCGUGGCACUUGUAAUUACUAUGCCAAUUCAUAUAGCUUCUGGCUGGCAACUGUAGAAGUGUCAGAAAUGUUCAGUAAACCUCAGUCAGAGACACUGAAAGCUGGAGACUUGAGGACGCGUAUUAGUCGUUGUCAGGUUUGCAUGAAGAAGACGUAACAGCUUGGAGAAUGUUUUAUAAAACAGUUGAAAAUUCCUAAGAUGCACUGUCUUCUAGCUGCAACAAUGGUGCUACUGUGCAGAAAGAAAGGAAAAAACAAAUUAAAACUGUUUUACCAUGCAAAUUCACCUCACUCAUGUGCCAAACUAAGGGUUGUUCAGUACAUAUUUGACAACAGGACUAAGAUGAAAGAAUUGACCUCUUGGAAACAGAAGGAAACACUUGAGGUUCACAAACGAUUUGAAGAAGAAAUUUUUCAUUUCUCUCCCUGUACCAAAAUGGCACCUUUUUGAUCAACCAAGAGAAUAAAGAAAAACACGACGCACUGAGUAUAUUUAAAAUAGCAAGACUGCAGGUUUGAAAAACAUUUUUCAUGGUGCUACUAACCCUACUGUAUCCCAGGUUUUUAAUAUGAAAUUUUAAGCUUAUUUCUCUUUGUAAGUACUGAAAUGUGUAUAUUGUGUAAACACCUUUUUAGUUGAAACUUUCAUCCAUUUAGAAGUAAACCAGACUCUGAUACAAAACUUCUUAUAUCUAAAAAUAAACACAUGGCAGUAUUUUAUUAUGAAACUUAAUGGUACAGAGAGAACUCUCUUAUGUCAACUUAUUCAUUUAAUAUUUCAUUUCUUUCCUCAGUUGCCAACCUGAUAUAUUUGGGAAUGUACAAUUAUGCUGAAGUCAUUUUGAUCAGGAUUUUAAAUGUUGUACACUACGCUAUCAGUGGUUUUAUUUGUGCUUAGAAAUCCCAAUCUAC